Molecule: messenger RNA, 8311 nt
Organism: Acanthochromis polyacanthus (spiny chromis)
Lineage: Eukaryota; Metazoa; Chordata; Actinopteri; Pomacentridae
Gene: tyw1
Product: tRNA-yW synthesizing protein 1 homolog (S. cerevisiae)
Biological process (GO): wybutosine biosynthetic process
Molecular function (GO): 4 iron, 4 sulfur cluster binding; catalytic activity; FMN binding
Source: RefSeq, a predicted model, not a curated record
UAAUAAACAUGUACCAUAAACUGUUGUUGCGGAAGAAGAACUACUGUUGACUACUGUUGCUUUGAAAGUCGGUCACGCCAACCGCACAAAAGAACUACAUUUCCCAGCGUCCCUGUCGUCAAAACAACAAUGGUUGCGGCCAGCAUUCGCUGCUGAGGGUUGUGUAUUUUAAUUUAGCUACUACAGUUUGCAGCGAUGCUAAGUUUGUUCGUAACUGUUUUGGUUUUCACAGACAGGGUGUGCAGCUCGGACAGUAGAGCCUCCCAAGAUGUCCACAGUCCCAGUGAGAACUAUCUCAUGUCGGUAUGGCACAACAGGCUGUACGUGUACUCAGCUGCCGCCCUGCUGUUUGGGGUCUGGUUCUCCCUGAAGAUGACUCUGAAAAACAAAAGCUUCUCUAAAGAUGCCGCCUCGUGGGUCAGCAAAGCUGAACAGAAGAACAACAACAGCUCUGACAGAGACGCUGAGGUUCAUGUGUCAGGGGUUAAAAUCUUCUAUGGCUCACAAACUGGAACAGCAAAGGGCUUCGCACACGAGCUGUCAGAGGAGGUGAAGACUUUGGGAAUACCAGCUGAAGCGAUUGACAUGAAAGACUACGAUCCCGAUGACCAACUUGCAGAUGAGUGCGUCAGUAAGUCGGUCUGCGUGUUCCUUGUGGCCACCUACACUGAUGGACAACCCACCGAGAACGCUGAGUGGUUCUGCAAGUGGCUGGAAGAGGCAUCCACUGACUUCAGAUAUGGGAAGACCUACCUCAAAGGCCUCAGAUACGCGGUGUUCGGUCUUGGAAACUCUGUCUACGUUGGCCACUAUAACACGGUGGGUAAAAAUGUGGACAAGUGGCUGUGGAUGCUGAGCGGGAAGCGAAUCAUGACCAGGGGAGAGGGCGACUGCAAUGUGGUGAAGAGCCGUAACGGCAGCGUCCAGGCGGACUUUCAGGCCUGGAAGGUCAAGUUUGUGAACCGGCUGCAGGCUCUGGCCAGAGGGGAGAAGAAGAGCUGCAGUGGAAACUGCAAGACCGGAGGCUCCUGCAAGAACAAGAAGAAAGAAAAACAGGAGGAGGAGAGAGCUGCUGCACAGAAUAACAGCUCUGAGGAGGAACUGAUAGAAUCCAGCAGUGAUGAAGAGGAGUCCAGCCCGUCAGAUGAGAAAACAGGCUCAGUGGUUGAUAUGGAGGAUCUGGGCAACAUCAUGAACAGCGUCAAGAAAUCAAAGGGAAAAGGUGAGGUUCAAGGAGACGGCCAGAUGGUGAAGUUAUCCAAACUGAACGGAGUGAAGAGGGUUGAAGACGAAGAGGAGAGAAGGGAGAUGAUCACUCCUGCCCUGAGAGAAGCACUCACAAAACAAGGGUAUAAACUAAUUGGAAGUCACUCAGGAGUGAAGCUUUGCCGAUGGACUAAGUCUAUGCUGCGAGGAAGAGGAGGCUGCUAUAAGCACACUUUCUAUGGCAUUGAGUCUCACCGGUGCAUGGAGACUACGCCCAGCCUCGCCUGUGCUAACAAGUGUGUCUUCUGCUGGAGACAUCACACCAACCCUGUGGGCACAGAGUGGCGCUGGAAAAUGGACCCUGCAGAGAAAAUCCUGCAGGAUGCCGUGGAAAAGCACCAGAACAUGAUUCGACAGUUCAGAGGUGUUCAUGGAGUAAAGCCUGAGAGGUAUGAGGAGGGCUUGUCAGUCAAGCACUGUGCCCUCUCCUUGGUGGGAGAGCCAAUUAUGUACCCCGAAAUUAACGCCUUCAUUCGCCUCCUCCACUUCCACCGCAUCUCCAGUUUUCUUGUGACCAAUGCACAGUUCCCCCAGGAAAUCAGGAGCCUGGUGCCUGUUACCCAGUUGUAUGUUAGUGUGGAUGCUAGCACCAAAGACAGCCUGAAGAAGAUCGACCGACCACUUUUCAAGGACUUCUGGCCCCGUUUCCUGGGCAGCCUCAGGGCUCUGGGAGAGAAGAGACAGAGGACGGUGUACAGACUGACGCUGGUGAAGGCCUGGAACGUGGAGGAGAUGCAGGCCUACUCAGAGCUCAUUACUUUGGGCCAGCCAGACUUCAUUGAGGUCAAGGGUGUGACGUACUGUGGGGAGAGCUCUGCCAGCAGUCUGACCAUGGCAAACGUUCCCUGGCACCAGGAAGUGGUCGCCUUCGUCCAGCAGCUGGCUGACAUGUUGCCUCAGUAUGAGAUUGCCUGCGAGCAUGAGCACUCCAACUGUUUGCUCAUUGCACACACCAAGUUCAAGGUGGAUGGCGAGUGGUGGACAUGGAUCGACUACGAACGUUUUCAAGAGCUGGCCAAAGCUCACGAGGAGAGUGGGGGACAGCAGAGCUUCUCAGCCAUGGACUACGUAGCCAAAACUCCAAGUUGGGCUUUGUUCGGAGCCCAGGAACAAGGGUUUGACCCGGCUGACACGCGCUUCCAACGGCGCAACAAAACCAAAGACAUCUCAGGAUGCUGACAGGUGAAACAGAGAAAGACAGAUAGAGGUAGGAUGAAUAGAGUGAGUACUGAUCUCUGAGUAAAAUAGUCAGGGUUAAGUGUUUUACUUCCGUCUUCUUUGAGUUUCAGAGUUUGUUCUUAUGUGGACUGAAACUCUCCACUCUUCUUUAAUUUCUUUAGGAUUUUUACUUUAUUUUAUUGGCUUCACACCCAAAGUUAGAAGAUUAAUUCCGUCACACUUAUUUCUAAGACAUUCCCCCUCGCAUUUGUUAAAAUGCUUUGAGUUUUGAUGCGUUCCACUUCUUGAACCGGUGAUUAUUAUAAAUAUCAAUGACUUUGAACUUUGUAAUCAUCUGGCAACACUUGGGAAGAUUUUACAUUGUUAAAGUUGACCCUUGGCGGUGGUUUCAUCACUUGCUUUGUUUCUAGUUUAUUUUUUUAUAAUUUCGAUUCUGUCGGUGCAACUGCACAGCACAGGAUGUGAUUAACAUGUAAGGAAUAGCACCUUUAUUUCUCCUUCUGCUCUCUGUUGGAGCUACACAUCUUUCCCAGACACCUUUGCUCCUCCUCCCACUCAUUAGGACUGCGGUGGUAUUUGCUUGGCUGUGAGAGGCUCGAACAGUGAGAGGAGAUCAUCAAGGCUGCGACUCCACUGGGACAGUCUCUUUACAGUGCAGGCUUCUUAAUGCUCUCUGACUGCACAUUUUCAGUUCAAAGGUUGUGUUGUCUCUCAUUCUCAACAGUGUCAGCUCUGCCUGGUUUCACUUCUGCUACGAGCCUGGAUGGUUGAAAAUAUGCAGCUGCUGACUGGUUUGCUGUGAAAUCAGCCUGUGGAAAUGGACAUCUUCCUUUUUAAAUACCUUAGCUUUGAAAACGUGAGCAUUUUGGGUAUAACAAUUUGAGCUAAAGUAGGGACAGAUGACUAUAAUCCGUAAUAUAAUAAAGUGGGUGAAGGCACUAAGAGAGUUGUAUCACUCUUUGUAUCGCCGUUGAAGAAAGAAUCAAUAAAAAUCAAAAACACAAAACUCCAUAUUCUCAGACAAUACCAAGUCUUGUAUCAUUAUGUCAAGACAUCUCUUUUAUUAAUCCACCAAGGAAGGCGGCAGAGUUAUGACAUUCGCGUGCGUUUGUCUGUUUAUCUUUCCUUCCGUCUGUUUGCAACAUUACUCAAAAACAGACGAACAGAUUUGGGAAGGUCAUAAACGAUACAAGGACCACCUCAUUAGAUUUUGGCAGUGAUGUGGCUUAUAGUCUGGAUCCACAGAUUUGUUAAACAUUUCUGUAUCAUUGUGAGAUAGCAGCACAGUGUCACUGUAACCAUGACAACAAAUGAACACUACAUCAGCUGCCUGUUGAUGAUCACAUGAUUGCGAUCCUACUACAAAUCAACCGCUGCGGACUGAUCAGGACUUGUCCGUCGGAGAUCAUACAACGACUGAGCAGACUUGGCAGAGUGCUGCGCUCUCUGAGUGCUUCUCUUGUUUAAUCAGUCCCUCCAGGAAUUCGCGAUGUUGCGAUCGCGCAAAUUCACACGAAAUCAACCAAUCUCCGCAAAUUUUGCGCGGCCUUGCAAUUUUGUCCAAUCACCACAACUUUCCCGCAAUUUUGGCCCGCCUCCCGUGAGUUCCCCCAAUCAUAGCAGCUCCCAGCACAAACAUAAUUCACGUACGUCACCGAAUUCACUUCCUUGUUUAUGGUUUGAAGAUGCAGACGUGUGAUACUAAUGUCUCUCAUUUACCAACCAAAAUUACUGCUGAAGACCGUAAUAAACAAUAAAUUCACUGAUGUUCUUCACCAAAGCGGAGCUAAACUGUUUUACACCCGUGCAAUACUGUGGUGGAAUACAAAAAAAAAAAAUCAUCGAUUGAUAAAAAUAACACGAAACAUAUUAGAACGGCUGAAAUAGUCAGACAACAGACCACAUAAAUCACCAUGAUGGAAACUGCUGCAUCCAGAUCCGUUAGAGCACUGAAAGAAUGAAGAUAAAUUAGAUUAAUUAUUCCACCUAAGAACAUGGCAAAGUCAUGUGACGAUCAGCGUGUGUGAAUCAUUCCUCUGUUACCAACAUCACUCAAAAACAGACUCGGGGAUUUGAACGAAGUUUUCAGGGUCGGUCAGAAAUGACACAAGAACCAAGUGAUUAGACUUCAGCAGUGAUGUGGCUUAUAGUCUGGAUCCACAGAUUUGUUAAACAUUUCUGUAUCAUUGUGAGAUAGCAGCACAGUGUCACUGUAACCAUGACAACAAAUGAACACUACAUCAGCUGCCUGUUGAUGAUCACAUGAUUGCGAUCCUACUACAAAUCAACCGCUGCGGACUGAUCAGGACUUGUCCGUCGGAGAUCAUACAACGACUGAGCAGACUUGGCAGAGUGCUGCGCUCUCUGAGUGCUUCUCUUGUUUAAUCAGUCCCUCCAGGAAUUCGCGAUGUUGCGAUCGCGCAAAUUCACACGAAAUCAACCAAUCUCCGCAAAUUUUGCGCGGCCUUGCAAUUUUGUCCAAUCACCACAACUUUCCCGCAAUUUUGGCCCGCCUCCCGUGAGUUCCCCCAAUCAUAGCAGCUCCCAGCACAAACAUAAUUCACGUACGUCACCGAAUUCACUUCCUUGUUUAUGGUUUGAAGAUGCAGACGUGUGAUACUAAUGUCUCUCAUUUACCAACCAAAAUUACUGCUGAAGACCGUAAUAAACAAUAAAUUCACUGAUGUUCUUCACCAAAGCGGAGCUAAACUGUUUUACACCCGUGCAAUACUGUGGUGGAAUACAAAAAAAAAAAUCAUCGAUUGAUAAAAAAAACACGAAACAUAUUAGAACGGCUGAAAUAGUCAGACAACAGACCACAUAAAUCACCAUGAUGGAAACUGCUGCAUCCAGAUCCGUUAGAGCACUGAAAGAAUGAAGAUAAAUUAGAUUAAUUAUUCCACCUAAGAACAUGGCAAAGUCAUGUGACGAUCAGCGUGUGUGAAUCAUUCCUCUGUUACCAACAUCACUCAAAAACAGACUCGGGGAUUUGAACGAAGUUUUCAGGGUCGGUCAGAAAUGACACAAGAACCAAGUGAUUAGACUUCAGCAGUGAUGUGGCUUAUAGUCUGGAUCCACAGAUUUGUUAAACAUUUCUGUAUCAUUGUGAGAUAGCAGCACAGUGUCACUGUAACCAUGACAACAAAUGAACACUACAUCAGCUGCCUGUUGAUGAUCACAUGAUUGCGAUCCUACUACAAAUCAACCGCUGCGGACUGAUCAGGACUUGUCCGUCGGAGAUCAUACAACGACUGAGCAGACUUGGCAGAGUGCUGCGCUCUCUGAGUGCUUCUCUUGUUUAAUCAGUCCCUCCAGGAAUUCGCGAUGUUGCGAUCGCGCAAAUUCACACGAAAUCAACCAAUCUCCGCAAAUUUUGCGCGGCCUUGCAAUUUUGUCCAAUCACCACAACUUUCCCGCAAUUUUGGCCCGCCUCCCGUGAGUUCCCCCAAUCAUAGCAGCUCCCAGCACAAACAUAAUUCACGUACGUCACCGAAUUCACUUCCUUGUUUAUGGUUUGAAGAUGCAGACGUGUGAUACUAAUGUCUCUCAUUUACCAACCAAAAUUACUGCUGAAGACCGUAAUAAACAAUAAAUUCACUGAUGUUCUUCACCAAAGCGGAGCUAAACUGUUUUACACCCGUGCAAUACUGUGGUGGAAUACAAAAAAAAAAAAUCAUCGAUUGAUAAAAAAAACACGAAACAUAUUAGAACGGCUGAAAUAGUCAGACAACAGACCACAUAAAUCACCAUGAUGGAAACUGCUGCAUCCAGAUCCGUUAGAGCACUGAAAGAAUGAAGAUAAAUUAGAUUAAUUAUUCCACCUAAGAACAUGGCAAAGUCAUGUGACGAUCAGCGUGUGUGAAUCAUUCCUCUGUUACCAACAUCACUCAAAAACAGACUCGGGGAUUUGAACGAAGUUUUCAGGGUCGGUCAGAAAUGACACAAGGACCAAAUGAUUAGACUUCAGCAGUGAUGCGGCUUAAAGUUUGGAUCCACGGAUUUGUUAAGGAUUUCCCAUUGAGGUCGCGGCACAGCGUCUGAUUGCGGCACGGUAACCAUGGCAACAAGUGAACGCUACCUCAGCGGCCUGCUGACAAUCACAUGAUUGUGAUCCUACAACAAAUCUACCACUGUGGACGUAUCGGAAAUGAUACAAAGAACAACUGAUUAAAUUGUGGGGGUGUUUCUGAGUCCCAUCAAUUCCAGUUGCCAGCUACAUAUUUAGGUCACACUAUUCGGUAUGUACACAUGCAGAACACACACCUGUCUUGGUGGAGGACUGCGCUCUCUCAGUGCUGUUCUUGUUAGUUGACGUGACAAGCCGCAUCGUGUGUGUGAACACGUGUGUGCCAGGAUGUGAAAUUAACUUUUUAAGCCACUGACAGAUAUGUCCGAAUAUGAUUCAUUCAAUAGUAAAUUAGCAUUUUAUGCCGCAAAUCUAUCAACCACUUCAUGUUAAACCAGUAUCUGGCUACUGCUAAUUUCCCACCAUAGUGUGCCAGCUUGUGGAAAUGGGUUGGAACGCAAAAUAAUUAAUUUCAGAAUAAAUAUUGUCAAUUACAGUGUUGAAACAUGUUCUACAAGCAGGAAAAAAUGCAGCUUUUUAGCAAUUGUCAGUGUCUCCCAAAAUUUUAUCACAACAAAUAAGCUUAAAACAUCGCAACUUUUAUCGCAAUUUUUUAGAAAAGGUGCCAUGAAUUCAGGCAUUUUCGGCCGCAACAGUCACGAAAACGCCCGCGAAAUCCUGGAGGGACUGGUUAAAGUGGCAGUCUGAGAUAUAUCCGUUUUAUUCUCUUUUGCGACAUCUGUGGCGAUAAACUGUAAUUGCAGGUGUUUUCUUGAACCACAUUUCCAAGAGAACCAAGCAACUGGUGAGGUCUAAUAUUCAUGGUGACAUUCUAUAUAGCACGGCAGAAAAAGAUUUAGUAUGCUCCAAUACAUAGUACGUCAAAUGUAGUCUGCAAAAAAAAACCCGAGAUAUCUAACUACAGCAGGUCAGAUUUUGCAACGUGUAAUGCUGCAUUGUUUUCUGGCCAUUCUGACUCUCAAUCCUCUGCACAGUUGGGUCACAAAUAUCAAAGUGUCUCACAUGAUAUUAAACAAGCUUGAGCCGCCGACCUGUGCAGCCAAAGGAAGACUCAUUUUGCACUGCAGACUGUGACAGAGUUUAAAGACGUUUAAAGAUUAUGGCGAGGUAGUACGUCCCAAUUGUACUCACGCUGCAAAAAUCAAUGCACACCCUGGCAGGGUAGCUGCACUACAUAAUUUCAGUAAAGAGAAGAAGUAUGCAAUGUGGGACACCCCCAGUCUCACCUACAUGAUGUUGCCAGUCAGGUGACAACUGAACCACCCCUCCAGAACAAUUUGAGGUCAAUACACUUGAAGGCGAAAAAGGUUUACUGUCCUCUAAAAUUAAGAAAUGCGUCACAAACUGCUGGAAUGUCGCCACAGAUGGACCACUCGUGAUGCUCAUAUAAUUUCAUCAGUGGACCUAAAGGCUCAGACACUGUUAGGGACAAAUAGUUACUGAACAGAGAUUUAUUUACAUUAAAGUCCUUUAGAUUACCACUUUGAAGGGAGAGCACAUUUAUAACAUUCUGUCUGGUCUACAGGAGAAGGUCCAAGCAUUGAUGAAAAAUAUGUAACAUGCCAGAGAAGUCCAGUCCUUUUUACUAAUAUCUUUGUGAAUCCAGAUGUAAAAAUCAAGUCCACUGUAAUUUGUUUUUUUUUUUUAAUCAAUGCAAAUCUAGAUGUAAAUUUUGAUUUUGAUUUGUUUUCCAACGUCUCUGAUGUCCCACUGCCUCCCUUUUUGGGAGAAACUGUAAGUGUGUGGAUAUAUCACUGUAAUAAAUGUAUUUGGAAUAAU